AGCGGGGCUAGGGGUUAUCUGUACAUAUUCAUAUAUUGCCUUGACAAUGCUUUCCUCCAACAUUCUACCUUCCACCACAUACUCAGUACGACCAAGACAAACAAAUCAAUAUGAAGGCUACGUUAGUUCUGGCUGUGUUGGCAUGCGUGUUGGCGCUGGCGUAUGGUGACCUGGUGUGUGGGACCAACUACUGCAAACAGCAUCCUUGCACGACCCGUGUGGCGCCCACCAGCUGCCGCUCGCCCUCCCUCUACCGCCCUAACCACGCUGGCAAGUGCGCGUGUUGUCCCGCUUGCGUCACUCUACUAGGUGAGGGCGCUGCAUGCAAAACUUACAGCAAGGAGCUGGGAGAGACGCCCUCGGCUGUCUGCCGCGAGCCGCUCAAAUGCCUGACCGGAGUCUGCACCAAAGUUACUCCGCGCCGUUAACUCUAUAAACAAAAGGUUAAAUUAAGUUCCCAAUUAAAUGAUGAUGGUGACCAAAAUUGACAUGUGAAGCGCAAGCGCAAUGCAUUAACUUUGACACUUCUUAAUAAACAAUAGUUAACAAA
Molecule: messenger RNA, 550 nt
Organism: Papilio polytes (common Mormon)
Lineage: Eukaryota; Metazoa; Arthropoda; Insecta; Lepidoptera; Papilionidae
Gene: CP8
Product: fungal protease inhibitor-1-like
Exons: 3
Coding region: 111-428 (105 amino acids)
Biological process (GO): negative regulation of peptidase activity
Molecular function (GO): peptidase inhibitor activity
Source: RefSeq, a predicted model, not a curated record